AUGGACGUCGCAAUAGCCGGAGCCGGCAUAAGCGGCCUCGCUGCAGCAAUAUCGCUGCGUCGCAGUGGUCACCGUGUAACCAUCUAUGAGCGAUCAUCGAUGAACAACGAACUUGGUGCAGCAAUCAAUAUUCCACCGAACGUUUCCCGAUUCUUGGUACCGUGGGGUUUAGAUCCGGUGCGGUCUCGGCUGGUCAACUCUCAGGGCAUGUGGUUUGUCUCGCCAACGACACUUGAAGAAAUAGCUGCAUUCGAUCAUUCACACAACAAUGAAAAAUUUGGAUCGCCUCUUUAUUAUGCUCAUCGUGUGGACUUGCAUGAGAGUCUCAAGCGUAUGGCAACGGAGCCUGGGUUUGGAACACCGGUAGAGAUACGUCUUAAGUCUAUUGUGACCAGCUAUGAUUCCGGAACUCCUUCCUUGACACUACAAGAUGGAACCAUUAUCACCGCAGAUGUGAUUCUUGCGGCUGAUGGCGUAAACUCCAUCGCUUCGCAGGCUAUUCUGGGGAAGGUCAAUGCUCCAGAACCGGCAAAACAUUCGAAUUGCUGUUAUCGAUUUCUUAUCUCCAGAGAACAGUUGAUGAGUGAUCCUGAGACAAAAUGGUUUACUGAGGGUCAUCAGAGUCUUGGCUGCAGAAUAUAUCCAGAUCAUCAGGCCAACAGAAGACUGGUGUCUUACACAUGUAGAGAUCAUGAGGUAUUCAACUUUGUUGGCAUCUGCCACAACAAUACAGUGUUCUCGAAGGAGAAGGAAGACUGGCUCGCGCCAAUAGAUAAAAGCGAAGUCCUUGCUCAAUUUUCUGGGUACAGCCCGAAGCUUCUCGCUAUCAUAAGCAAAGCUACCGAAGUCAAGCGAUGGCCAUUACUCUACCGCUCUCCAAUCCGAACAUGGCAAAAGGGUAAAAUGGCAGUGGCAGGCGAUGCAGCUCAUCCCAUGCUUCCCCAUCAAGGUCAAGGAGGAGCCCAAGGUAUCGAAGAUGGCGUUGCUUUCGGACUAGUCUUCCAAGGCGUGACGGACAAGUCCCAAAUCCGAAAUCGACUUGAGCUCUAUGAGAAGAUCAGAAGGAAUCGCGCAGCAAGUGUGCAGAUACUGAGCAAUUUUGGGGCAGAUGAGGAGGUGCCUCAUGAGUUGGUGGAAUAUCUGGAUGGUGUUGCUUUGCCGAAAAACGUAGCCGACAUCGUCAAUAUCACAUAUGGCCAUGAUGUUAUCAAACACGCGACAAAGGUUUUGAAAGACUAUAGUCCGGAGUGGGAGCUUGGGAAGGACUUUUACCCAGCUAAGAUUGCUGUUGCAUGA
Glarea lozoyensis ATCC 20868 is the source of this 1296-nucleotide messenger RNA. Its product is annotated as FAD/NAD(P)-binding protein. Gene Ontology annotation, molecular function: monooxygenase activity; FAD binding. Lineage: Eukaryota; Fungi; Ascomycota; Leotiomycetes; Helotiales; Helotiaceae. The record is from RefSeq and is a predicted model, not a curated record. The transcript is spliced from 7 exons. Bases 1 to 1296 code for a protein of 431 amino acids.